Molecule: messenger RNA, 1458 nt
Organism: Armigeres subalbatus
Lineage: Eukaryota; Metazoa; Arthropoda; Insecta; Diptera; Culicidae
Exons: 6
Coding region: 56-1408 (450 amino acids)
Source: RefSeq, a predicted model, not a curated record
GAAUCAACUAUCAGUUGCACUUGGACUCAGCUUACAAUUGCAGAGCACUAAUUGAAUGAAGUUAUUUAUCAUGAAGGCUAUUUUCGUUCUGACCGUCGCCCUAGUGGCAAUCGCAACCGCAUCGAACAUCCCUGCAGCAGCAUCACCCAGCCGAACCCUUGAGGAUGACCUGCAGGACUUUUUCGACCUGCUCCCGGUGGAUAAGCUUACCGAUCUGGUUGUUCGCUACUUCACCACCGAUAAGGAAUUCCAGGAAGCGUUUGCCUACCUGCAGGGUGCCGAAUUUGCCGCCGUUUGGGAUCAGUUCUUCGCGCUCAAGGAAGUCAAGGAUGUGCUGAACUACCUGGAGGAAGGCGGACUGGCGGUGUACGAUCUUCUGAAUGAAGUCGCCGAUUUCUUGGGGCUGAAUCACGUCAAGCCGAAAGGUGUUAAAAGCUUGAGAGCUGGUGGAUUGAGCGGAUUCGUUGACGAUGCUCUUGCCCUGCUGCCUCUGGAGGAACUGAAGGCGCUGUAUGAAGAGAAGUUGAAGACCAGUCCUGAGUUCAAGGCUCUGUUUGACAAGCUGUUCAGCUCUGAUUUCCAGAAGUUGGUCGAUUUCUACCAGAACUCCAAAGAAGCUCAAGCCAUGGUUCAGAAGCUGCGUGACCAUGGAGUCGACGUGGACAAGUUCUUCGAGCUGGUUGCUGGAUUCUUCGGAUUCGGAUUUUCAAAGCAUCAGUUUCACUUUCAAUCAACCUGUUACAGCACUUCACCAAAUAGUGUUCAAUCCACCAUGAAGGCCAUUUUCGUCCUUACCGCCCUGGUGGCAGUCGCCACCGCUUCCUCGAUCCCAGCUGCUGCUCCACCAAGCCGUACCCUCGAAGAUGACCUACAGGACUUCCUCAAUCUGCUUCCAGUGGAUAAGCUCACCGAUCUGGUUGUUCGCUACUUUACCACCGAUAAGGAGUUCCAGGAAGCGUUCGCCUAUCUGCAAGGUGCCGAAUUUGCCGCCGUUUGGAAUCAAUUCUUCGCUUUGAAGGAAGUCAAGGAUGUACUGAACUAUUUGGAAGAAGCUGGUCUGGCGGUGUACGAUCUUUUGAACCAAGUAGCCGAUUUCCUGGGAUUGAAUCACGUCACGCCGAAAGGUGUCAAGAGCCUAAGAGCUGGUGGAUUGAGCGGAUUCGUUGAUGAUGCUCUUGCCCUGCUGCCUCUGAAGGAACUGAAAGCUCUGUAUGAGGAGAAGCUGAAGACCAGCCCUGAAUUCAAGGCAUUGUUCGAUAAGCUGUUUAGCUCGGAUUUCCAAAAGUUGGUCGAUUUCUACCAGAACUCCAAGGAAGCUCAAGCCAUGGUUCAGAAGCUGCGUGACCACGGAGUAGAUGUAGACAAGUUCUUCGAACUGGUCGCAGGAUUUUUUGGUUUUGGAUUUUAAAAAUGAUUUGAACUGUGACAAGUAUUUGUGAUUCUGCAAAUAAACUAUUU